Molecule: messenger RNA, 5064 nt
Organism: Struthio camelus australis
Lineage: Eukaryota; Metazoa; Chordata; Aves; Struthioniformes; Struthionidae
Source: RefSeq, a predicted model, not a curated record
UCUUUAGAUAUGAGCAGUUUGUGCCGUGUACAUUAUUAUCCUUUCAGGUGACUAUCAUGGCAAUGUUUUAGUCUGAGGUGCAUUUUUUAAGGUGCCAGCAAAAUUUCUUUUCAGGCAGGUGACCUUCCUGCCUUUGCCUUCAGUAGUCCAUGCAUGCUGAAAUCCUUGAGUGCCUGCUAGCUUGGAAUCGUAAGUGGGAUUGCAGCAUCACAGAAAAAGUAUUGCCAAGGUAGGCUCCCUUCCAUGCAGAGCUGGAGUUGUAAAAUGGUCAGGGAAUGGAGGAAUGAGGUACGUUAGCGGGUGCAGACAGAGCUGAAAUAGGUGAGUUCUACACAGAAGAUCCUGGUACAAGGAUAUACCAUCAUCUCACUGUCUUUCGUUUGCCCCCUCUUAGGCUAUGCAGUGGAGAAAAAAAUGGCCAAAGGCAAAGUGGGGGAAAAAGUUGGCCUGCCUUGUUGUCAUGAAAUACCCAGCACAGAAAGCCUACGUAACUACCGGGUCUACUGGCAGAAGAACACCACGGAGGUAGUGCUUGCAUACGCAGAGGGGAAGAAGAUCUCAGAAAACGAGCGGUAUAAGAAUCGGACUGAGCUCAACAUGACGAAUCUCACCCUGUGGAUCUCCCCCGUGGAAAUAUUGGACAAUGGCCCCUACCAGUGUGUAGUUCAGCACCUCAAAGUUUUGCAGAACUCAGUUGCACCUCGCAUUGUGUGUGAUGAGCCCGUGACCCUCUUCAUUACAGCUGACUUCAGUGAGCCCAACAUAACAGCAGAAGUACGCACUAGUUCUUGUGAAUCAGAUGAGGUGGUGGUAAGAUGUUCUUCUCAUGGAGGUUUCCCAAAACCCAAAAUCUCUGGAGCCCUCAACAAUGAGUCCGUGGUGUGGAAUGCCACCUGGGUGUCUGAGGCCGGCAUCAGCCCAUACAACGUCACUGGCAACCUGCGGCUCAACGUGACUGAAGACACCAGCCUCACUUGCUCCAUUGAGUACAAUGGCUUUGCCAAGUCCACUAGCUUGCUUCUGAAAAAAAGAAGUGAUUGCGUUCUUCCUACUAUACCUCCAUCUUACAAUGUCAUUACUGCUUCAAGUAUCAUCAUUAUUGUCUUCCUUUUGGCUGUCACCUUAGCAGCAAGAUUCCUCCCAAGGCAUGUCUGUUCUCACUGUUGUAUGUCUCAAAAUUCAGAGGAAGAAGAUGUGAAAGAAAGUAUGAAGACAGCUGAAAUUUCUAAAGUGACAUCUGAAACGUCAUCUGUAUAACCAGACCAUAUUUGCAGGUUUCCUAUCCUGUAUAUUCUGCACCGCAGUCCCCCCUGUUCUCUACAGCAAUGCUUAUUGCAGUGACCCUUUGGCUCUCUGAGAGGGGAUGAGAGCAGGAAGAAAAAAAAUCUGCUCAAGACGACUGACAAGAUUAUCUUGCGUGAAUGAACUGAAAAGCCCACCUAUGCCACAGAAGCUGUGGGGUGGUCACAUUACAACGCAGUCGCUGGAACUGCACCCUGAAGGACGCUCCAAAUUCCUAGAGCAGCGUACAAGAAGAAUGUUGUCAGCAUAGCACCGUUCCAGUAUACCAAGUCCAGAGUUUGGGACACUUUGGCUUUGAUGCUGCCUCUGUGAUAAUCAGGGGGCCUGUAGAGCUCUAGCAGGUAGCUCAUGUCCACCUUCCCCUUCAGUAAUGUGGGGCUGGCCUUUGGGAGACACCCAAACCCCAAUGCAGACUCUCAAGGCAGGCUGUGCCUCCACGUUGUAACUGGGAGCAGCUAAAACGUCUUUUAUACUCAGCCUGGCACUGAUAGCUGCCAGUUCUGUUCUUUGGGCUGGAGGAGUUUGGAUUUGGAUUUGACCAUUACGGAUAUGUGUCCCUUCUCCCCUAAAGAGGCAAUAAUGCAGCCACUUUUUAGGAAAAAGCAUCUCAAGAUGGCAAUGUACACCUCACACUUAUUUUCAGUGCUGUGAGACUUUUUUUUUUUUUUUAAAUGAUACAAACUGACAGCACAGCUAACUAAUGUUGCUUGCCUACAGAGGUGGCACAAGUUCUCACAACCUUUUCCUCCUGAAAGGAUGGCCUCACCAACCCAGGUACCAAGACACUGCUCCUCCAUUAACUUCCUCAGAGAUGCAGGAGCACAUCUGACACAGUCCAACCCACUGGUGACAGUGCAUGGUGAGCGCAUGCACGUAUGCGCACACACACCUACACGAGCUUUUAUAUGCGUUUCUUCCUAUCUGCACUUGUAAAGCCCCGUAACACUCAGUGCUUAUCUUACAUAUAUCUAAUAUGAUGAAAUGUAACUCAGGGCCUUGCUCCGUAAAAUAUAGGUCUGCUUUUAUUUGUACAUUUGUCUAGAAAUAUUUGUUAGGGUUGGUUCUCUCGUUUUCUCUCAUAGCAACAUACAGAGUUACUUUGCUUUGAAUGCUGCUGUUUCUCAGUGGUCUCUGUACCCAGCCAGGACUUGAAGGUAGUUCCCUGCAGGAUGCUAAUAUUGGCUAAGAUUCAUCUGAUCUGGGUGAUAUUCUUGCCUACUGUGUAGGAAAAAAUGGUUUCUCAUUUUGAGGUGAAAAGAAGAAAAAACCCCAACCCCAACAAGCUUCCUGAGCAACUAUACAGGCUAAACUAAUUCAGCCCUGCCCUGAGUAUGAUGGGGUUGCUGCCUUUUUCUUUUGCUCCGAGAUGCUGCAAGCUGUAGCCAUUCCCUUACUGCUUUAUCCAGCAUGUCCUGCAGCUACUGCUAGGGAUGGCACAGAAGCAACACCUAUAUUGUAUGUGAAUGUACACAGUUAGUGGGGCAGACAAAAGUCUGAAAAGCACCAUGCCAUCCUCUUUGUGGGAUGUUCUGUUGCUUUAGGAGUUUACCUUGCUAGGACAGCAAAGACUUAUUCCAGUCGCUUCACUUUUUUUUCCUAGCAAGUAGGUAUUAAGACAGAAAUUGCUCGAGAAAACAGGAGCGCUAGAAGGCAGUUUGUGGAGGGUUCAGCUCUGAGAGGCUAAGGGAUCAGGAAAAGUCACUACUGAAAAAUAAGACACUGCUCUCUUUCUAGUCCUGCAGUCAUGCUGCCUCAUCAGCUACUUUGACUGCUUUCCCAUUGUAUGAAAUGAAAUGGAAACCUCAAAACAUUCUUACCGAGGGCUUUUUGACAGAGAAAGAAUGUAAGGUUGCUUCUAGCCAAGAAUGGGUGUCACAGAGCUGACAGUCCCUGCAUCUGCGCAUUCUGGUUGCAAGCAGGGCAGGAGUGGCACAGAAAGCAGUGCUAUCAAAAGGCAGCUUGACCCUAUUGCAGGACUUGGUAUAUAGGCUGCCAGGAAAAUGGUGUCUCUCAUGCUUUUCAUACCUUUCCUUUUCCUUCACUCUCUUCUUGUUCUUUCCAGCAGAAACUUCCAGCUUCUUACAGGCUGAAUUCUCUUCCUUGUAUUUAAUUAGUUCAUAUUCAACACUGUGCUUUCUUGCCUGCUAUAACCAUGACACAUUUCCACCAUACCAACCAUAUUGCAGCUCUGAUAGUUUUACCUGCAUAACGUUUUUCUUCUGACAAUCCCACGCUUGACUUCCUGACUGACAGCUGCACCAACUUCUAGAGAAAGGUUUGUCUUCUGCACGCUGCCAAACCUUUCCACAGCACCAGCAACUCCUGUGACGCUGUAAAUAACUCCUUCUAAAGUAAACCAACAAUUUCACACUGACAAGUAUGUCUAACAUCAAUUUGUUUUUAUAUACCUGGUGGGCAGGUUGGUUUUUGGUUUUUUGCUUUUUUUUUUUUUUUCCUUAAGCACUUGUACCUUGAAUCAUGUUUUCCAUUACCUUAUGCUAUUUUCAGUGAAUUGCACACAAAUGGUUUCCAUGAGACCUUUCCAGCUUGAUAUCUGGGUCUUUGUACCACAUGAGCUGCUCUCAGUGUAUUGCAAGUAUUUUGUAUAUAACAUUUUUCCUGGUGUUUCUCCUUCAAUUGUAUUGAAAGUUAAAUAGUAAACUUUGUUUCCUUUCCUCAGUAAUAAAAGACAUCUGUUCUAAGUGCUGGGAAGUGGUACAGCCUCUCAAUUAUUCAAAUGAGCCCCAGCUACCAUUUCACCGUCACUAAAAAAUAUAGACUGUCUCACAUCAAGGUAGGUGAUAGAGCUGGCUAACAAAACUGUGUUACAGUAGCUAGAGCUGGUCUCAAGAUCCAGCCUUGUCUGGUGUGCUCAACAGCAAUGACAAAAUGGCAUUCGAGUUCCUGACUUGUAAAUUCAACAUACCUCAUUUUUGUCAGUCUGUUGGGGAUUAACUGAGCAUCAUAGCUAUGCUGGUAGACAUAGAGCCUGCAACAGGUCUUUCUUCUCCCUCCCCAAAAGGGAGUCUUCUCUGCAAAAAUAAAAUCCAGUGUAAGAUAUUCUUGCUGUAUCCCUCCUAUCUGUGUUCUCCACUGUCAGGGUAGCUGACUGAUAACUUCAUCAUGGUGCCUUUUCCUGGAAGGAACAUUUGGAUUUAAAAAUAAGCUCUGAACCAAUUCUUCACAUCCCAUUUUGGACAGUGGCUUCAAUUACAAGAAAUGAGGAAGUGCAGGGAGCUAACUUAGCAGGAAACAAAGCAAAAAAUGGCUGCUAAUCUUGAGCUGAACGCAGAUUAAGUCUCUGCUUCCCCUUGCUAGUGUGUAGCAUAAGGACAUCUAGCACUCCCUCCUUUCCUCACACGGAGAGGAAAUCCCACCUGCUAGCUUAGCUCUGACUAGUCUCCCAAGGAAGAACAUCCUCGUAUCAAUGGUCACAGACACAGGAGAAUUGGUAUUCUUUAGUCAUCACACCAAAUGGCCGCUAAAGAGGAAGAGGGAGCAAUGACAGCUAAACGUCAUCAAAACUGCUACAGAGAGAAAAUUAUAAGAGUAGGAAUGCAAGAGCAAAAAAAAGUGAUCAUAAAAGGUAAAACAUUACCGUAUAACUACGCUAGCAAAGAAAUAUGACUUGGAAAGGCCUACUGUUCUGAUAGUGUUUGAAGGGGCAGAGGGUAAUCAUACUACUGCCACCAGAACAUGCAGAGUUGAAAAUAUGGAAGAGUGUGAGACCUACCACAGUUCUCCUUAUUCAGAUCCUUUACU